This is a messenger RNA of Oncorhynchus mykiss (rainbow trout), 8835 nucleotides long. The record is from RefSeq and is a predicted model, not a curated record. Lineage: Eukaryota; Metazoa; Chordata; Actinopteri; Salmoniformes; Salmonidae.
UUCUUGACGAUCAGACCUUUGUGCAGAUCUACAAGAGUGGGGCAAUUUGUAUCCCCCACUAAACCCGGUGAAGGUUUCAGGACUGUUUAGGAUGACUUCAGUGAUCUCUAUGGGUGAUAUCAGGAAAUGCAACAGGUGAAAAACUAUUCCAUGCGCUGUCGUCGUUCCCGCUAACACGCAAACUAGCCGAGGAAGGUGCACUUCUGGAAGACAACUCUGCCUGCAUUUGGGAAGUUCGAGGAAGGGAGAAAUAAUAAUUAUUCUCACGCAACAGAAAACCUACUGCCAUGGACGACAACUUGAGUAACUCCAAUGUAAAGGUCGCUGUUCGCCUCCGACCAAUGAACAGAAGAGAAAAGGAUCUGAAGACUAAAUGUGUGGUGGAGAUGAACGGGAACCAGACAGUGUUGAAUCCAGCUAGUCAGAACCUGAGCAAGGGAGACCCCAGGAAUCAGCCUAAGGUCUUUGCUUAUGACUACUGUUUCUGGUCCAUGGAUGAGGCCGACAAGGACAAGUUUGCAGGUCAAGAGGUCGUGUUCCAGUGCCUUGGAGAAAGUCUUCUGAACAAUGCCUUCUUGGGCUAUAACGCCUGUAUCUUCGCUUAUGGACAGACAGGCUCAGGGAAGUCGUACACCAUGAUGGGUUCGUCAGAGCAGCCAGGUCUGAUCCCGCGGCUGUGCAGCUCUCUGUUUGACCGGAUCCUACAGGAACAGAGGGAGGGAGAGAGCUUCACUGUAGAGGUCUCCUUUAUGGAGAUCUACAACGAGAAGGUUCGGGAUCUACUGGAUCCCAAAGGAAGUCGUCAGGCCCUGCGAGUGAGAGAGCACAAGGUGUUCGGGCCGUACGUUGAUGGUCUGUCCCGUCUGGCUGUAGCCUGCUAUAAGGACAUAGAGUGUCUGAUGUCAGAGGGUAACAAGUCUCGUACAGUAGCAGCCACGAAUAUGAACGAGGAGAGCAGCAGGUCCCACGCCGUCUUCAACAUCAUCCUCACACACACUCUAAUGGACCUGGGUUCUGGGACGAGUGGUGAGAAGGUCAGUAAGCUGAGUCUGGUGGAUCUGGCCGGCAGUGAGAGAGCGGCUAAGACUGGAGCUACUGGAGAGAGAAUGAAGGAGGGGAGCAACAUCAACAAGUCUCUGAGCACACUGGGCUUGGUGAUCUCAGCGCUGGCAGACCAAGGAGCAGGGAAGAACAAGACCAAGUUUGUUCCCUACAGAGACUCAGUUCUGACCUGGCUACUGAAGGACAGUCUGGGUGGUAACAGUAGGACAGCCAUGGUGGCCACGGUGAGUCCAGCAGGUGAUAACUACGACGAGACGUUGUCCACGCUGCGCUACGCUGACCGGGCUAAGAGCAUCGUCAACCACGCCGUCGUCAACGAAGACCCCAACGCACGCAUCAUCAGAGAGCUACGGGAGGAGGUGGAGAAACUACGAGACCAGCUCACUGAGGCGGAGUCCAUGAAGGCUCCAGAUCUGAAGGACAGGCUCGAGGAAUCGGAGAAGCUGAUCCAGGAGAUGACUGUUACCUGGGAGCAGAAACUACGCAAGACUGAGGCAGUCGCUCAGGAGCGCCAGAAACAGUUGGAGUCGCUAGGCAUCUCUCUCCAGUCGUCUGGUAUCAGAGUGGUAGAUGACAAGUGUUUCCUUGUCAACCUCAACGCUGACCCCGCCCUCAACGAACUGCUGGUCUACUACCUAAAGGAGCACACACGUGUUGGCUCUGCUGACUCUCAGGAUAUCCAGCUGUGUGGUAUGGCCAUCCACCCUGAACACUGUGUCAUCAACAUCACCGCUGAGACUGGAGUGGUGCUCACACCACACCGCACCGCACGUACGUGUGUGAAUGGCUCUUCAGUCACCAACCCAGUCCAGCUUCACCAUGGAGACCGCAUCCUGUGGGGAAACAACCACUUCUUCAGGAUCAACCUGCCCAGACACCUGGCCCAUGCGGGGGUUGAGGAUGAGGAGGGUGGUGUGAUGAAGAGUUUCCUCAGUACUGACCAGCUGGAGGUGGAGUUUGAUACGGCCAGUGACGUCUCCAGCGAGGUCAGCUUCGGAUACGAUUUCGCCCAGACAGAGGUCAUGAUGAAAGGCAUGGGCAACAACGACCCCAUGCAGUCUGUCCUCCAGACGUUGGAGCGACAGCACGAGGAGGAGAAGAGGACGGCUCUGGAGCGACAGAGACAGAUGUACGAGCAGGAGCUGCAGCAGCUCAGGAAGCGGCUCCCUCCUGCAGAGAAACACGCCCUGCUGCAGAGCCCUGGGCCUGCAGACCUGGAGCCAGCCUGUCCCUCAGCAGCAUCGCUCGCAUCAUCACCCUGCGCCCAGACACGCAUGCGCCGCUGGAGCGAGGACAGAGAGGCCAUGAUGACGCGUAGCCUGCGAAGGCUGAGACAACAGAUCGUCAGAGCUAACCUGCUGGUGCAGGAGGCUGGCUUCAUAGCUGAGGAACUCAACAAGAGGACGGAGUACCUGGUCACACUGCAAAUACCUGCUGCUAACCUCAAUGCCAACAGAAAGCGUGAUGCUGUGCUGAGUGAGCCCGCGGUGCAGGUGAGGCGUAAGGGGAAAGGGAAACAGAUCUGGGCUCUGGAGAAGAUGGAGAACAGACUGGUGGACAUGAGAGAACUGUACCAGGAGUGGAAGGGCUACGACGAAGACAACCCUGUGAUGCGUUCUUACUUCAAGCGUGCCGACCCGUUCUUCGACGAGCAGGAGAACCACAGUCUGAUAGGAGUGGCCAACGUGUUUCUGGCCUGUCUCUUCUACGACGUCAAGCUGCAGUACGCUGUACCCAUCAUCAACCAGAAGGGAGAGGUGGCAGGGCGUCUCCAUGUAGAGGUGUGGCGGGGAAGCGAGGGGCUGGAGGAGGAGACCACUGCAGAUGGAGAGACUCGCAAAAUGGAGUGUGUGGUGAGGAUCCUGCAGGCUACAGGUCUUCCCCGUCACCUGGGUAACUUUGUGUUCUGCCAGUACCACUUCUGGGGGCAGGACGAGCCUGUGUUCAUCGCCCCGGAGAUGGAGCCCUCACCUCCGUCAGCCACCAGCAAAGAGCCCCUCUGCACCGUGCUGUUUGACAGUAGCAAGGAGAUGGAGGUGUGUGUGUCCGAGGAGUUUGUGGAGUUUGUGGCGGAGGGGGCAGUGGCCAUCGAGGUAUUCGGACAUAAGCAGGUCAACCACCGCAGGAACCUGGCUCUCUGGGAUCUGGGAGUCAUUCAGGCCAAGACACGAACCCUCAGAGAGAGGUGGAGUGAGGUGACUCGUAGAUUAGAGCUGUGGGUUCAUGUGUUGGAGCUGAAUGAAGCAGGAGAGUUCACCCCUGUAGAGGUCCUACCACCCAAGGACGUGGGCACUGGGGGCAUCUUCCAGCUCAGACAGGGCCAGUCUCGUCGUGUUCAGGUGGAGGUCCGGUCCGUACAGGACUCGGGCACCAUGCCUCUCAUUGCCACAAAAAUCCUCUCUGUUUCCAUCGGCAACGUGGAGGUUCGGCAGGCCCGCCCUUCGAAUGAGGACAUGGACAGCUAUCAGGAAGUUGAUCUGGAGAGGUUGAGGGACCAGUGGCUGACCACCCUCACUACGAGACAAGAGUACCUGGACCAGCACCUGCAGAAGAUGGUCCAAAAGCCCGAUAAGUCAGAGGAUGACGUGGAGAGGGAGGCUCAGCUGUUAGAAUGUCGUCUGACCCUGACAGAGGAACGUAACGCCGUCCUGUUACCUUCGGCUGGUAGCGGGAUCCCUGGAGCCCCCGCAGAGAGAGUUCCUGUUCCUGGGAUGGAGACUCACAUUCCUGUCCUCUUCCUGGACCUUAGUGCUGAUGAUUUCCAGGACAACCUGUCUGCUCCGCUGGCUGGAGGUCUGGACACCAUGCUGAACCAUGAGGAUGAGGAUGAGUUCUUCGACCUGCACAUCGUCAAACAUUCCGAUGGAGAGGUUGGUGCGGAGGCGGCGUGGGACUCUACGGUACAUGACUGUCCCCAGUUGAGUCGCACCGCGUCUGCUGACCUCCGAGUGUACCUGACAGUCAGGGUCGUAGUUCAGCUCUCACACCCUGCUAACAUGCAGCUGGUUCUCAGAAAACGCAUCUGUGUCAACCUAGCCGGAAGACAGGGUUGGGGUCAGAGUCUGAUGAAGAAGAUGUCUCAUCGCAGCACCAUUCCUGGCUGUGGAGUCACCUUGGAGAUCGUCUCCAACAUACCUGGGGAUGUCCAGGGUCCAGAGGACAGAGAGAUGCUGGCCAGACUAGCAGCCAGUGUUGAUGUUCAGGAUGUCCAGUCAGGGGACAGUGAGGCUGCCAUAGAGAAGUACCUCCGCAGUGUCCUGGCUGUGGAGAAUAUACUCACCCUGGACCGACUACGACAGGAAGUAGCAGUGAAGGAGCGGCUGUCUGUCAAGACCAAGUCUCCCAGACGUGCUCUCAGCUCUCCUAAUGUGAACCGGCUGUCAGGAUCCUGGAGCAGACAGGACCUGUCCACCAACCACAGGCGACAUGGCAACAAGGGCUGGUCCGAGAGUCACCAGGACCUGUCAGUUGUUCCUCCCCCGUCCCACUCCAGACGUACCCUCCAUGGAUCCACUCUACCUCUGGCCCAGAACAUCCUCCCUGACACUGUCAAGGCUCUGGUCCCUCCUGUCCCCAAACUGCUCAAGUCCCUGUUCUCCGCCAGGGAGGAGAAGAGAGACCUGACUCCUGUCCCCCAGCAGCCUGUUCCUCGGAGCCUGCCUUUCAUCAGAGUGCAGUCACCAAGUGUUGAAGAGGACUUGGAUACCACACUUGGUCGUCACUUGAAAAAUAUGAAGACAAUAAUGCAGGUUCCCAUUGGGGAAAUCAUCCCCCCAGAGAGCCAAUCAGAGGCCCCCAAAACCAUGCCCCUCCCACCACCCAUCAUCCCUGAGAUGGAAGAGCCCGCCCCCAGCCCGGUCAGCGAGGCAUCUACCAGCGUCUCCACGGCAACCCUGUCAGAGCCCUACCUGAUUGGUGGGGACAUCACUCCGUCAGCCAAUCUCAGGCCAGAUGGCUUUGAGGCGAUGCACAGGUCAUUCGAGGCAGACAUCGGUCGAUACCUUCAUCAUGACUGUAACAUGGCCGACCAGGAGGAAGAGGAGGAGACUCCUCAGAUACCCCAGGCCACUGCUACUGACCUGGAGGCUUCGGAGACCGAGAGGACUGAUACUAGUACACUCCAGACAGACAGGACUGACACUAGCACAUCCCAGACAGACAGGACUGAUACUAGUACAUCUCAGGCAGACAGGACUGAUACUAGUACAUCCCAGACAGACAGGACUGAUACUAGCACAUCCCAGACAGACAGGACUGAUACUAGUACAUCCCAGACAGACAGGACUGAUACUAGUACAUCCCAGACAGACAGGACUGAUACUAGUACAUCCCAGACAGACAGGACUGAUACUAGUACAUCCCAGACAGACAGGACUGAUACUAGUACAUCCCAGACAGACAGGACUGAUACUAGUACAUCCCAGACAGACAGGACUGAUACUAGCACAUCCCAGGCAGACAGGACUGAUAAACUCAAAGCAGAAUCUCAUCUCCCAUUAGAACCACACGGCACCUCAGGAGAACCUGAACACAGGACUCCAUCAGAGUCACUGACACAGUCCAUGCCAGACAAGUCUACACAAGUCCACUACAGACUACUACCGACUGUAGUGUCAGAACAAUCAGUCCAGUCAGAGUCACUGACACAGUCCACACCAGAUAAAUCUACACAUGAAGUGUCUAUAGUGUCACAUCAGCCUGAACCACCAGUCCACAUAGAAGAACCAAUGGAGUCCGAGAUACCUCAGGAACAACCAGAGACGGAGGUAAUGUUGUCAUCAUCACGGGGCAAGACAGAACAACAUGUCGGCAAGUCUGUAACGGAUCUUCCAGAAUCGGAACUGUCUGCAUUUGAUCGACCAGAACCACCGGUAGAAUCGGCACCAGGUCUUAAAGAGUCUCCACCACUGGACCAGUCUCAACCAGCACCAGCCCUGCCACAAGAAUCAGAUCAAGCAGCCACAGAACAGACAGGACUGGGUGAAUCAGCUGGUUCAGAACCAGUACUAGGCCAAACAGAUCAACCAGUAGAAGCAUGUCCAGACCAGUCCCAGCCUCCAUCAGAGCUACCAGAAGAACUAGACCAGCGGGCACCGGCAGCCCAGUCUGAACCUGCACCUUCCCCUGUAGAGCCUCCAGUUGAUGAGCCUGCACCUAGCCAACAAGUCAAAGCACCAGCCCCAAUCCCAGCACCAGCCCCAAUCCCAGCUCCAGCCCAAUCUGUAGCUCCGGUCACUGCCCAUCCAGCUCCGACCUCAACACCAACCCCAGCCCCAGCCCCUACACCUGCCCAUCCAGCUCCGACCUCAACGCCAACCCCUGCCAAAGCCCCUCUUCUAACCCUAAACCCUGUCCCAGCACUAGUCGUCAAAACUCCCACUUCCAGUAGCACAUCAGCCAACGCAUUCAAGAUCCAGAAAGUAAAGACAUCUGACCUGAAGUCCUUCCAACCUAUCCUAGAUGAGGAUGAAGGCCAGGCAGGGGCAGAAGGAGUUGAGGCCAGUAGUCUGGGUGUUGACCUCUCUGUUCCUCUGGAGAGACUGGAGAUCCUCUCCGACUCAGACGAAGGAGUCACCGACGUAACCACAGCCGUGCCUGACUGGCUGAAGGAGGGGGAGUUUGUGACUGUAGGAAGUCAUAAAAGUGGGAUGGUGAGCUACGUGGGACCUACAGACUUUGCAGAGGGAACCUGGGUUGGAGUGGAGCUAGAUUUACCUGCAGGGAAAAACGACGGGUCCGUGGGUGGAAAGUACUACUUCCACUGUAACCCUGGUUACGGGGUGUUGGUGCGUCCUGAUAGGGUGAGCCGUGGAGGAGUCGGGGGCGGUGCUAAGCAGAAGCGGCGACAGCAGCAGAAGCGUCGCAGUGCUAACCUAUCAGGGUCCAGCCCUAACCUGGCUGCCCUCACUGCCCUGGCCAAGGGAGAGGGGACUGGGGCCAGUCGCAACGGACAGAACCGCAAGUCCUGGAACAGCUAAGAGGAGAGGGUAGCAGGGUUGGGGUCAAUUUCAUUUAAAUUCAGGAAAACUGAAAUUCCAAUUUAGAAUUUCAGUGUCAUUCCGGAAUUAAACUGGAAUUGAUCCCAACCCUGGUCGGUAGAGGUUUAGCUGAAAACCACAGCAACAUUUCAAGAGAUAAGAGAUGCACAUCUUGCUUAUUUUUAAAAGUCUAGCCAUCGAUGGACAGAUAAGAGGAGAGGCCCAGUUUAUGAUGCUGCAUCAAUAUGCAAGUCCAUGUAUCCAGGCUUACAUACUGUUAUUUCAUAUAAUCUGAAUUAUUUUUUUUAUUUUUAUUUUUUUUUACCUUGUCCUGAGUGCCUUACAAAGUCGUAUAGGGUCUCUCAGGUUCUCAUUAAAAUAACUAAUGUGGUUAAGUAAUGUCAUUACAUGUGCUUCGGAAGCUUUGUUCACCCUGCAGCUCUUAAUGCUCAAAUCAAUACUGACUGCAUUGUUACGUCAGAUCUCGUCCCUGCUACGCUCGUCCCUCGAUCUCAGUGCACACACCCGUCGUGCUAUACACAUGUCUCGAAUCGGAUGUGUUUUCAGACUGUAGUGAUUGGCUGACAUGGCUGCUCUGGUUGUCAAGGUAAUGGCAGGCGUGCGUGCGUUGCUGUAGGCUGACUGGUGGUGGUGCUCGUGUUUCCUCUCACUCGGAAAGCUGUUGUGCAGCAAGCUAAGUUGACUGACAACAAUGCAAUGAAGUCUCCCAGCUGUUUUACAUGCUCAAAAUCAUCGUAGCGUGAGAACACUUACAAAGCCUCAAACGAUAAGAUGAUCCAACUUUCAAAACGAGUCAUUUUUUUUGUCUGGCCACAGCGGUCAACCUAGGUAGCUGUUUAGUUUGUUGGCACAUACAGUCAUUUGUUUGUAAACAAUUUAACACGCUACUUAGCUACCAUAAGUUUUUGUUGAAACUGUCAACAGAGUAGCAAGCAACAAGAUGUGCCAAGUAAGUCUUAAAAACCACUUGAAGGAAAAUAAAUUAGAUUUGACUGUUCAGACAUAAGUCGUUGGCAGGAAUCCGAUUUUGUAUCGGAUUUCAAUUCACCUCGAAAUAUCUGAUUCCAUGCUUUUUAGGCGUUCCGACUGCAGGAAAGAAAAAAACAGAUUAAAAUCGGAUAUGCCUUUUAAAAAAAAAAUGUGGAUUUGAGUCACUUCAAACUGCUAGUGUGAACAAGGCUUUAGUGGGUAUCAUUGUAUUGGAGUAUAGGGAUGAACCCCAAAUACGUGAUGUGAUGCCAAAUGGGUUGCUCUAACUAACAAGUAGUGCACCACCCAGUGGGGAAUAUGUGUACUGACAUUACCACAAAUGAUGUGCCUUAUGUUAGUAGAACAGUAUGGCCCUUUUUUUGUUCUGAGUUCUGAGUUGUUCUGAGGGGAAAUAUACUGUAUACUUGAACUUCUGAACAAGUUUGCACUCUGUCCAUUUUGUAAUAAUACUACUGAAACUCUGCUAGGUUUUAUCAUUCCGUGUAUCUGUUUGGUAAAAGUGUGAUUUGGGGAUAAUAUUGGGAGGGGAAGAAUGCAGACCUGGGAGAAUCAGAAUGAAGUAAAUGGAUGAAGAGCUCGGCAAUGGUUUAGACAUUGGGCUUGUUUUUUAAUUUAUAUGUUUAAAAAUGUUUUUAUACUUGUGCUAUUCAAUCUGAUCUGACUAUGAAUGUUUUAAGACGGACAAUUUAAAAAGAUAUACCAUAAGAGGAAGAGACAAAUCUACAUGAUUUUGUUUUAUAUCAAUAUGGUGUUUACAAUAAACUUCACUGUGGAUACAUCUGUA